AUGGAGACCCCCGGCGCGCAAGCGGCGCAAGCGGCUUGCGCCGCCGUGCUGCGGGCGGCGGACACGGAGGAUUUGUUGGGCAGGCUGGGCUCCUCGGAGCUGGUGAACGUGGUGCUGGACCUUCUGAGCACCUGCGAGGUACGGGAGGAGCCAGUGCCGGGCCUGAAGUGCCGCAUCCUCUUCCGGUCCUUUGACUCCAAUGCCUUCGUUAAGAAGGAGGGUGCGGCUGCGGAGCCCUUGCUGCGGAGCUUGUCGGGGGAGAAGGAUCUGAGUUUGGAGCUGCUGCUGGAGGACACGUUCCAGAGAUACCUGAGAAAUGUGCCCGCAGACUUCCUGGUGAGCGGGAACGACCCGGCGAAGUCCCGAAGGAUCGCCGGCGCCGCGCUGCUCACGCUGCCAGGCCCGGAGGGUCUCUGCCCCUGCGGCGUCGCCAGUGUGGAGCGCGCCUUGCGCAGCGCCUUUCAGCUGGACGUGGCGCGAGGCAGCAUCCUGGUGGCGAGCAAGGAGGGCCUCGGGCAGUCGUACUCUUUGGUGCGGAGGGCUGUGGAGUUGCUGCAAGUCUUUGCGCUACCCAUCCAGACGCCGCUGCCGCCCGAGGCUUCCACGCUGCGCGGCGUGCCGGAUUCCAAAGAGAUCCCCUGCGCGGCCGGGGCCGCGUUGGCGCUGGGCUCCUGGUCUGCUCCCAAGUUGACACGGCCUCGCAGCAUGCGCUUCUGUCAUGCGCGCUUUGCCAGGUGCCGCAACGGCCAUCUCUCCGCAUGGUCUCGGAACCUGAACUUCCAGCUGCGCGGCAGCGCCGCGGCGCCGCUGCGCCGCUUCGGGGAGAUGAGGCCCACCAACGGCUGGCCGGAGCAGCGCUUUGGGUGCCUCCCUGAUGUGCUGGGCCAGGCAUGCGGCUCGUCUGCUACGGAGCAGGGCGCGGCAGCGUCGGACGCGGUGGCCGCGAUCCUGCAGAGCCUGGUGGAUCUGGACGCCGCCCUUGGAAGCUCCGAAUAUUUAGAACUAUCAGUCCUCGGACAUCAAGUGCUCCCAGAAAGAAGGGCUUUCAGUUGA
This is a messenger RNA of Effrenium voratum, 1053 nucleotides long. The record is from the annotation of a GenBank genome assembly. NCBI's taxonomy places the organism in Eukaryota, Dinophyceae, Suessiales, Symbiodiniaceae.